Messenger RNA from Cyprinodon tularosa, 1031 nucleotides. It is a transcript of the gene nmrk2, whose product is annotated as nicotinamide riboside kinase 2. The transcript is spliced from 8 exons. Gene Ontology annotation, cellular component: cytoplasm. Lineage: Eukaryota; Metazoa; Chordata; Actinopteri; Cyprinodontiformes; Cyprinodontidae. The record is from RefSeq and is a predicted model, not a curated record. Bases 159 to 767 code for a protein of 202 amino acids.
UGUCUAUCAAUGAAGUAGUAAAGGGGGGGGACAUCUGUGGUGGAGGAGAAGGAAAGGGAGGUUUUACAGAAACCUUUGUGAGAGUGUUUGCUUUGGUGGCGUUCCCUGCCUUUACUUACUGAAUUCCUGGGUGACCAGUAACACAUAAGAGGUCAGAAAUGAAGUUCAUAAUUGGCAUCGGAGGAGUGACCAACGGUGGGAAGACCACUUUGACAAAUAGACUCCUAAAGACAUUACCUAACUGUUGUGUGGUGCAUCAGGAUGACUUUUUUAAGAAACCCGAUCAAAUACAAGUCGGGGAGGACGGCUUUAGACAGUGGGAUGUGAUCAGCGCUUUGGACAUGGAAGCAAUGGUUAACACUGUGAAAGGCUGGCAAGAAAAUCCUGUCAAGUUUGCACGUUCUCACGGAGUCAGUUUGUCACCUGAAGCUGAGAAAUCCGACUCCGAGCAGAAAGGGAUCCAUAUUCUUAUCAUUGAGGGAUUCCUCAUCUACAACUAUAAGCCUCUGAUUGACGUCUAUGACAAAUGUUUUUACAUUUCCAUUCCCUAUGAGGAAUGUAAACGGAGGAGAAGUACAAGAACUUACACCGUCCCAGACCCCCCUGGUCUGUUCGACGGCCACGUCUGGCCCAUGUACCUGAAGCACCGGAAAGAGAUGGACAACAACUGCAGCAGAAUAGAAUACCUUGAUGGAACAACAACAAAGGAGGAUAUCUACAACGCAGUGUAUGAAAGCGUUCAAAACUCCCUGUUGAAUAGCUUAUAGCAGGACAGGCCAACACCGGGUUGUGUAUAGACUUGUAAAUAUCAUUUUGAGGAAAUGUGUAACACCAGUUCUGUACUUCUAGUCUGAUUUGUAAAUAGACACCAGUGUAACUCGUUAUGUAUGAACAGCAAAAUAAGUGUUUUGUAUUAUCCUGUGUAACUUUUUUUUUCUAACCGAUGAGUCACCUCUGAACUACCCAGUGUUUAACACCUGUAACUGACGUGAAAGUAAAACCUGUUACUAGAAACAACUCACAGAAAUGAA